AGAGGCGCUGAGUCAGGGUGCUGAUGAGCCCGGGCAGGCCCGGACUGGGCGGGGUUAGCGCCUGCGCACUGGACGGCUUCGGGGCAGGGCAGAUUUAUAUCUGCGGGGAUCAGCUGACGCUCCGCAUUGCAGACUGCGGAGUCAGGCGGCGCUAUGUACGCUCUCUUCCUCCUGGCCAGCCUCCUGGGCGCGGCUCUAGCCAGCCCAGUCCUUGGACUGAAAGAAUGCACCAGAGGCUCGGCAGUGUGGUGCCAGAAUGUGAAGACGGCAUCUGACUGUGGGGCAGUGAAGCACUGCCUGCAGACCGUUUGGAACAAGCCAACAGUGAAAUCCCUUCCCUGUGACAUAUGCAAAGACGUUGUCACCGCAGCUGGUGAUAUGCUGAAGGACAAUGCCACCGAGGAGGAGAUCCUUGUUUACUUGGAGAAGACCUGUGACUGGCUUCCAAAACCGAACAUGUCUGCUUCGUGCAAGGAAAUAGUGGACUCCUACCUCCCAGUCAUCCUGGACAUCAUUAAAGGAGAAAUGUCACCAGUUGACACUGUUGGAAAUGCUGGGGGAAAAGUUGGUUGGUUUUUGGUGCACUGUUGCAGUGAUUUGUUAAGGAAUCUGUUUCUCUCUCCCCAGUGCAAGAACUAUAUCAGCCAGUAUUCGGAAAUUGCUAUCCAGAUGAUGAUGCACAUGCAACCCAAGGAGAUCUGUGCGCUGGUUGGGUUCUGUGAUGAGGUGAAAGAGAUGCCCAUGCAGACUCUGGUCCCCGCCAAAGUGGCCUCCAAGAAUGUCAUCCCUGCCCUGGAACUGGUGGAGCCCAUUAAGAAGCACGAGGUCCCAGCAAAGUCUGAUGUUUACUGUGAGGUGUGUGAAUUCCUGGUGAAGGAGGUGACCAAGCUGAUUGACAACAAUAAGACUGAGAAAGAAAUACUCAGCGCUUUUGACAAAAUGUGCUCGAAGCUGCCGAAGUCCCUGUCGGAAGAGUGCCAGGAGGUGGUGGACACGUACGGCAGCUCAAUCCUGUCCAUCCUGCUGCAGGAGGUCAGCCCUGAGCUGGUGUGCAGCAUGCUGCGCCUCUGCUCUGGCACGCGGCUGCCUGCGCUGACCGUUCAUGUGACUCAGCCAAAGGACGGUGGCUUCUGUGAAGUGUGCAAGAAGCUGGUGGGUUAUUUGGAUCGUAACCUGGAGAAAAACAGCACCAAGCAGGAGAUCCUGGCUGCUCUUGAGAAAGGCUGCAGCUUCCUGCCCGACCCUUACCAGAAGCAGUGUGAUCAGUUUGUGGCAGAGUACGAGCCCGUGCUGAUCGAGAUCCUGGUGGAGGUGAUGGAUCCUUCCUUCGUGUGCUUGAAAAUUGGAGCCUGCCCGUCAGCCCGUAAGCCCUUGUUGGGAACUGAGAAGUGUGUAUGGGGCCCAAGCUACUGGUGCCAGAACACAGAGACAGCAGCCCAGUGCAAUGCUGUCGAGCAUUGCAAACGCCAUGUGUGGAACUAGGAGGAGGAAUACCAGCUUGGAGAAACUGCAGCAUUCGUUUUUUUCUACUUGUGUGUCUGGGAGAAUGAACGCACAGAUCUAUUUGAUUUUGUUACAAAAAUAGGGCUCCCUCACCUCCCCCAUUUCUGUGUCCUUUAUUGUAGCAUUGCUGUCUGCAAGGGAGCCCCUAGCCCCUGGCGGACAUAGCUGCUUCCGUGCCCCUUUUCUCUCUGCUAGAUGGAUGUUGAUGCACCGGAGGUCUUUUAGCCCGCCCUUGCAUGGCGCCUGCUGGAGGAGGAGAGAGCUCUGCUGGCAUGAGCCACAGCUUCUUGACUGGAGGCCAUCAACCCUCUUGGUUGGGGCCUUGUUCUGAGCCCUGACAUGUGCUCGGGCACUGGUAGGCCUGGGCUUCUGAGGUGGCCUCCUGCCCUUUCCUGGGCCUCUCAGCUGUACAAAGCAGCAAAACAAAGGCAGUUUUAUAUGAAAGAUUAGAAGCCUGGAAUAAUCAGGCUUUUUAAAUGAUUUAAUCCCCGCUGUAAUUGCACAGGGAUUUUGGAAGCAGCUGCUGGUGGCUUGGGACCUCAGUGGGGCCACGGGUUCUCUGUCCCUGGUUCAACUGUGAUUUGGCUUUCCCGUGUCUUUCCUGGUGAUGCCUUGUUCGGGGUUCUGUGGGUCUGGGUGUGAAGGGGGCCAUCUGCCUGAAUGUAACCUGCUAGCUCUCCAAAGGGCCCGCAGGCCUGGCUUGUGUGAGCGUGUGGACAGUGGUGGCCGCGCUGUGUCUGCUCAUAUUGUCUAUGUGUCCCUGGCUGCUGAGGCGCUGCUGCAGCCUGCACCCCUCCCCCGUCUCACAGAGGCUCCUUUUGACCUUCCUUUUCAAAUAAAUGUGGAUGGCGAGCUUCUAGGCCUGUGGCUCCUGUUAGAGGGCAGCAUGCUGAGGGGUCUGCUGGGUGUGGGUUGGACGCUGGGGUGUGGGUUGGAUGCUGUCUGCAGCUCACUUGGGCACCCACGCUUCUGUCCACUUCUGGUUGCCAGGAGACAGCAAAGCCAGCAGGAUACGCAGUUGCUAUUAAAUGGACUUCGUGAGUUUUGUUUUGCACUAAAAUUUCUGUGAUUUAACAAUAAAAUUCUGUUAGCCAAA
Messenger RNA from Piliocolobus tephrosceles (Ugandan red Colobus), 2599 nucleotides. RefSeq names its product prosaposin (gene PSAP). Lineage: Eukaryota; Metazoa; Chordata; Mammalia; Primates; Cercopithecidae. Bases 154 to 1482 code for a protein of 442 amino acids. The record is from RefSeq and is a predicted model, not a curated record. The transcript has 12 exons. Gene Ontology annotation, biological process: prostate gland growth; sphingolipid metabolic process; adenylate cyclase-inhibiting G protein-coupled receptor signaling pathway. Gene Ontology annotation, cellular component: lysosome.